UUGGAUCUGUGCACUGACAGCAGCAAGCCUGAUGUGGGUCUCAAACUCAAGAACCGUGAGAUCAUGACCUGAGCCCAAGUGGGACACUCAACUGUUUCAGCCACCUGGGCACCCCUAAUUCUCUUUUAUUGUAUGUGUAAUCUGACACAUAGGGAAAGUUAAAAGUGCUUCCCUAAAUCACACUUUUAAUCAAGACCUAGAAUCUUGUAGGGGCCUUGUUGAGAAUGAAGUUUACCAGGGCCCUGUGAAGGUCUGAUUAAGUAAGUUCCUUGGAAACUACUGUUUUACAUCAAAUUUGUAAACCCUCCAGCAUCAUUUUGUAUUAAGUAUACCAGUGUACUUACUGUCACACACAUAAUGCAUGCAUUAUUUUGAGUUAUAUUUUUCAUUUGUUACUUGGUAUAGGCCUUCUGAUAAAAUGCUUAACUAUUUUUUAAAUCUUGGGUGAGGGAAAAGAAACUUCAAUGGUUGUUUCUGUAAGGCAAAGUCAACCCUAAGUAAAGUGGAUGAGGCAGACUAUUAAGGCAGGUGUAGUUUCCGAGGUGCAGUCAUUAAGGUAAAAAAUUCUGCUUUCAGGAUAUUAAAAAAGGGACUAGUUUACACUGAACUGUGGUUGGAUGUUUAAAACUUUUGCCUUGAUCUUAGGGAUAUGGAUACUCAGAUACUCCAUCUGUUCCAGGAUUCCAUCAUUAUGGAAUGCCCUCUGAUAUUCAUUUCAAAGAGUAGAUAGAUACAUUCCAUCUUCACUAAUAGCUAUGUGUGUCUCUGAAAUUCAAAAUAUUCACCAUGCCAUUUAAAAAAAAAAACCUGUGUUUCUACCACCGUCUUUGAAUAUUAAGUUCUGUAAAUUUAUUAUGUGCUAUACAAAGUACUACCAUGCUGAAAUUUUUAGAGUGCUUCCUAGGUCUAGGUUUUCUUUAGCCAUGACUUUCAUAAUUUUGUAAUUCUGCUAUGUUCCUUGACCUUGUCUCUUUUAGAUAAAAGAGUCCCAAUAAAUAUGAUAUGACAGUCCCCUAAAAAACUCCCAACACUUUGGAUAAUGUUGCUGUUAACUGUUUUUUAUUUCAUCCUAGGUAUUUUACAUAUUGUUAGUUUAAUUGAAUAUUGUUAGCUUGUUAAUUAGACAGUGGUUUAAUGGAAAAAGUAUUACCACUGGAAUCCAAGACCAACAUUUCAAUCAGUCACCUCUUUGUGUCCCUUUCAUCUAUAAAAAUGGAAGUAAUUUUACCUCUUGCCUUUUUAAGGAAAAAAAAAAAGAUAAAAGAUAUAUAAUUGCUUUAAAAGAUUCUUUUGAAUAGUGAUGUAUAAAUAUAAAAAUCAGUAAAUCUGAGCUUAAAGUUGACAUAUAACUUGUUCCCUACUUAAACUGAUUACCAAUGACUAUGGAUAUGUAUGUUCAUGAAAAAUGCAUGGAAACAGGUUCAAAUCCAGCCUUGCUACUCAGUGACUGGCCAGUUCAUUUAACUUCAGCUUCAUUGUCAAAAUGGAGGAAUUUAUGAUGGUCAGUACAGUGCUUUGAGAUUCUGAAGUUACCUUCAGAGAUCGAAGUUAUGAAAAAUUUAAAAAUAGUAGAUGAAAUCAGAAAUGGCCACUCUUAAUAAAAUACAUAAGGUAUGAAAAUGUAAACUGAGAAGAUGUAAAAAUGAGUUGGCUCUUCACAUAUACAAAUCCAUGGGCAUUUCCACCCCUCCUAGAACAGUUCUGUGUAGAAAAUUGGUCAAGGGGGACUGGCUCCUUGAGCAGAGGGCUGGAGGAUGAGAAGGAACCUGACAUAGCAAGACAAGAGGAAGGAGUAUCCCUGAAAUUGAGGAAAUAGCCAGUAUAAUGGCUCAGGGGUUGAAAGUAAGCUUGCCUUGUUCACACUUCAGAAUGAAGCCCUUGUGAUACACACUUUGAGGUAGGCAGGGAGGCCUGCUCACUUACGGUCUCGUGAUGGGAGUCAGCAGGAGAGUGACACGGAUUAAGACUUACUUGAGCUGUUCUGUAAGAAUGAACAAUGUAGGAAUGGGUGAUGGAUGGGCAAGCCAGUUAAGGGCCACAUGUAAAUAGUUCAGGAUAAUAAUGAUGGCUGAGCCAGGGUGGUAGCUGUGGAGGGAAGUAAGAAGUACUUGGUUGUAACAUAACAUUUUGAAGUUGAGGUUAAUGAGACUUAUUGGUUAGUACUUAAGAGCUUAGUAAACAGUAUGGACUUGGUAAAAGGCUUUGGGUUCAGAUAUCCACAGUGUCCUUUAUUGACUGUCCGUGUGACUUCACCAGGAUUCGCUUUCCUCAUUUGUAGGAUAGGCAUGAAAUAAUAGCACCUAUUUCAGAGGUUAGUUGCAAAAUAAAAUCCAUAAAAGCUUUUACCGUAACAAAUGUUAACUAUUACCACCAUUACUGUCUAAGUAUUACUGUUUUCCACAAAGGUGAUUUUGUUAGUUUUAGGAUUAGUCUCCCAGCUACGGGCCUUGCUGUCUCCAUACUCUUGAGAUUGCUCUUUCUGAAAUACAGAUUUCAUGGCGCUGUCCUGCUGAAAAUCCUCAGUAGCUCUCCAUUUUGAUAAAGUCAAAACUAUUGGGAAUGGUAUAUUUGGUUCUUGAUAAUAUGACUCCUUUUCUAUCUCUGUCACAAGUUCAGCCCACUUAAACCACUUAAUCUUUUGGUUCUAAGGAGAUCUCUGCAGUUCCUUAAGCAGGUAACAGGACUUCUUUCUUAUCUGUCCUUUCCCAUGCUUUUCCCCCUGCGUUGAAAUGAUCUUUUCUGGUGUUCUUCACCAGCAUCAGAAUUUUGAAGGAUUGUUUUAUAGUCCACUAGUUUCCAAUAUCGUUGAGAAGUCCAAAACCAUUCUUCUAUCUAAUUCUUUGUGUAUGAUGCCUUUUCUUUCUGGAAAAUUAGAGUUUUCCUUGCCAGUGUAUCGAAAUUUUAUAAUAUGUGCCUUGGUAUGGGGCUCUUUUCCACUGUUCUGGUCACUUGGGUGGGUACUUUCAACCUGGAAAGUAAAGCUCUUCAAUUCCGGGAAAUUUUCUUGAAUUGUUUUAGUAACUUCCUGCCCUUGAUAUUUUCUUCUCUCUAGGUCUUUUUUUAAAAAAUCUAAUAUUAGACUACAUUGACCUGACUUUCUCAUCUUUCCUUUUCCUUUGUUUCUUUGCUCUUUAAAAGGUGCCUUCAAUUUUUCUUUCUUUCUUUUUUUUUUAAAGUAAGCUCUACACACAACAUGGGGCCUCAAUUCAUGACCCCAAAAUCAAGAGUCACACGCUCCACUAACAGCCAGCCAGGCACCCCUCAAUUUUAGUUUCUAAUCCAUUUAUUGGGAUUUUCAUUUCUGGUAUAAUUUUAAUUUCUACAAGUUUAUUAGUUUUUCUUCAAAAAUAUAUUUGAAUAUAUAUACAUUCAAAGAAAAAUUAAAGUACAUAUCCAUCCUUGUUUCUUGGAUGCAAAGUCUUAACUCCAUGAAGAUGAUAGUGAUCAUUUUCUUUUGCCUACAUAGUCUAUUCCAGUCAUGUUACUUUUUAUCCUACUUGUUUAUUCAGCAUAAAUGUAUAUACAUAAUUAUAACCAGAAGAAAACAGUGAAAAGAAAAUUACAGGGCAUGUGGAAUUACAACCAUUUCACCGAAUAUUUAAAGGAUUUCUCCCAUGCUGGAAGUUAGAAUAGCCAGUGUUUUAAACCUAGGACAUAGUUUUGAGUGAAGUUUGUUGGCUGGAAUGAGGUGUGAAAUGAUUAUGCAUGGAAUGGGGCAUGUGAUGACGUUCCCCAUGACAAUUUAAUAAAGCUUACUAAGGAUUAUGCUAAAGUUUGAAUCUGUCUAUAAAUAUUCAAAUUUAACAUUCUCUAGCACCGGCAAUGGAAAUAAUAAUAAAUGUAUUGUUAAUCAUGUUUUUAGCAGAGUUUUUACCACUACUGGUGCCUGCUAAAGGACUGUAGAUUUAAUUUAAGUGCAGAGAGGAGGGCGAAUUGCAUUAAUGAAUUCCUGUUAUGUGCCAGGCACUAAUCUGAAAUUAUAAAGUGAAAUAUAUUUCCCCACAAAUGAUAUUUAUUGUUUUAUUCAUUUGGAUUGUAUUGUGCCUUAUUUGCUCUUGUAUCCUGGUGCCCAGUACAGUGUCUGACUCAUAACCAGCGCUCAGAAAAUGUUGAGCACCUGCAAAGGAAGGCAGAAUCUUUGAUUUACUCUUUUGUGUAAAGGGGAAGGGCUAAAUCUGGAUUGCCUUGUAGAUAUCCUGAACAUUUAAUUAUAUUUCUAAAAUUGAAAUGGAAUGGUUAUCAAUUUACAGUUCUUGGUAGUUUUAACUAUCCAGAACUGUAACGGCGUUUUAACGCCAUCAAAAACGAAUGCAAAACAGGAAGGGAACCCUCUCACUUGGACUCUUAAUUUCUCCCUAAUGAUCUGUGCCGGCAAAGCUGGGCGCGGAGGCCAAUCAGUGCGGCAGAUCGAGGGCCAGCCAAUCAUUCGCAGAGGCCCUAGUCCCGCCCCCGGCGCUCAGCCUCUGGCCUUUGGAUGCCCAGGCGGGGCGACACUCCCCCCAUCUCGGCACCUGCGGUGAAUUGUGUAGCGGUCUCGUCCUUCCACAACGCUGGGUCUGAGAGCCAGGUGAGUACCCGCCGGCCAGGAGUAAAUUACAUCUCCCCAUCGUAGUUCCCUCAGGGAGCUGGGGUUAAAGGCGGACCCCAAGAAGCAAAUGUACGGUCGGACUCGACUGAGGGAGCGAGUUAUGGGAUGAACAAACGGGCUUUAGUUUCCUGCAGCUGACGGUGGCCGAUGUUGGGACGGGGGUUGCUGGGGUCCGCCGGCGGCGACCAGAGCUGGGGAAUGGGGAGCAACCUCAGUGUCCUCAAGGACCCGUUGACCUUUGGGUUGGCCGUAGAGCUGAGGGUUCCCGGCCUGUCCCUGACCAGCCUCCCCCGCCCCUCGGCGUUCGCGCUGUACACAAACCGUUGCUAUGGCUGAGGAAGCCAUUUCCUUUCGGUCUCCGCCUGCAGGGGGCGCUCGGCCCUGUGGUUUCUGGAAAGAAGGUGCCCAGGUGGAAGAAAACCGGUUUUCUUGUUGCGCAUCACACUUUGGACUGGAGGUUAUUUCUGCCCGCUGAUUAGGGAAUAUGGGAAAUGGAUGUGGAUCAGGAUGAUGAUGAAGAGAUUAAAUCCAACUAGGACCGAGGUUUUUCCUAAUCAAAUUCCAAACAGAUUUGGAAAGGUUCAAAUGAGAGCGAAUAUUGUAUGACUUCCUCUUUGGAACUUGAGAAUUAACAUUUAGUAAGAUGUGCAUGGUGCCGGAAAACAACCCAAACAAACAUGGUAGUUUUCAAAAAGGAUUUUCAGGGAAAUGUUAAAACUGUGCAGAAUGAAAUUCAUUUGCUUAGCCAUGACUACCAAAGAUUAUCCAUCAUUGUGGGGUUUUGGAACAACAAAAACAUUUAAAAUUCCCGUUGAACAUUUGGAUUUCAAGUAUAUUGAAAAAUGUUCAGAUGUUAAACACUUGGAAAAAAUUCUUUGUGUGCUCAGGUCUGGUGAGGAAGGAUAUUAUCCUGAACUUACGGAAUUUUGUGAAAAGCGCCUUAAAGGCUUGGCUCCUGAAAGUAGAGCUUUGAGGAAAGAUAAGCCCGCAGCAACAGCAUCCAGCUUUACAGCAGAAGAAUGGGAAAAAAUUGACGGUGAUAUAAAGAGUUGGGUAUCAGAAAUUAAAAAUGAAGAAAAUAAAAUAUACUUUCAUGAAACUGAAACAUUUCCAGUGGUGGAAGAUAAUUUGCCUCCAGUUCGUGGUUCAAACAGCCGUCUUCAUGUUAGUAAGGAAAAAUAUUCUAAUAGUAGACCAACUAAAAGGAAAAUCCCAAGGGAUUAUGCAGAAUGGGAUAAAUUUGACGUGGAAAAAGAAUGUUCAAAAAUUGACGAAGAUUACAAAGAAAAAGCCGUAAUAAACAACAAGUCACAUUUGUCUAAAAUUGAGACGAGAAUAGACACAGCAGGUCUGACUGAGAAAGAAAAGACUUCUCUUGCUACUCGUGAAAAGGAAAAAGGAAAUGAAGCUUUCAACUCAGGAGAUUAUGAGGAGGCUGUGAUGUAUUAUACUAGGAGUAUAUCAGUGCUUCCCAAUGUAGUGGCCUAUAACAAUCGUGCUCAAGCAGAACUCAAGCUACAGAACUGGAACAGUGCUUUUCAGGAUUGUGAAAAGGUGUUGGAGUUAGAACCUGGAAACUUAAAGGCUCUUCUGCGCCGUGCCACUACAUAUAAACAUCAAAACAAGCUCCAGGAAGCUAUAGAAGAUUUGAAUAAAGUACUGAAUGUUGAACCUGAUAAUGAGUUGGCCAAAAAGACCUUGUUGGAGGUUGAAAGAGAUCUGAAAAAUUCUCAACCUGCACCUAAGACUGAAACCAAAGGGAAGAGAAUGGUAAUCCAGGAAGUAGAAAACUCAGAGGAUGAAGGUGGAAAGGACAGCAGAAGAAAACAUGAAGACAACAGCGGAGAUAAGAAGGGCGCGGAGCCGGCGGGAGCUAGGAGCGCCGCGGAGCCGUGCGCCAUGGGCAACAUCCAGAAGAAGCUGACCGGCAAGAGCGAGGGUGGCAAGCGGUCGGAGAGGGGCGCGCCGCGGCGGGGUCGGUCGCCAGGGGCCGGCGCGGACAAGCGGGGCCGACCGCGUGCUUCGGCGGCGGCGGCGGAGGGCGGCGCCAGCCGGCACCCUGGCGGCGGGCGGGGCGCGGGAGACCCCACCGCCGCGCCCCCGUCCCCCGCCGCCCCUCUCGGCCCCGCUAGCCUGAAGAGCCAGGGCAACGAGCUGUUCAGAAGCGGGCAGUUCCCCGAGGCGACCCUCAAGUACUCGGCGGCGAUCGCGCAGCUGGAGCCUGCAGGAAGUGGAAGCGCAGAUGAUCUAAGUAUCUUAUAUUCAAAUAGAGCAGCGUGUUACCUAAAAGAAGGAAACUGCAGCGGCUGCAUUCAAGAUUGUACCAGGGCUCUGGAACUUCAUCCAUUCUCCAUCAAACCUCUUCUUCGACGAGCAAUGGCCUAUGAAACUUUAGAGCAGUAUCAGAAAGCUUAUGUGGAUUAUAAAACGGUGUUGCAAAUGGACUGCACAAUCCAGCUAGCGAAUGACAGUAUUAACAGGAUAACAAGAAUUUUAAUGAAUCUGGAUGGACCAAGCUGGCGGGAGAAGCUGUCACCCAUUCCUGCUGUGCCCACUUCCACGCAUUUACGAGCUUGGCAGCCUGCUACAGAGACACCCCCAGACCAAGUGGGAGACUCCUGUAGCCAUUCCCAGCCUGGCAUCACAGAUGAAAAAAUGUUUAAAACCCUUAAAGAAGAAGGAAAUCAAUGUGUAAAGGACAAAAACUAUAAAGAUGCCCUUAGUAAAUACAUUGAAUGCUUAAAGAUUAACAACAAGGAAUGUGCCAUUUAUACAAACAGAGCUCUGUGUUACUUGAAGCUGUGCCAAUUUGAAGAGGCAAAGCAGGAUUGUGAUCGGGCACUUGAGAUAGAUAACAGGAAUGUAAAAGCGUGCUACAGACGAGCUCUGGCUCAUAAAGGACUCAAGUGUCCUGCUGGACAGAGGGAGAAGGGAUGUGGCAUCACAGCUGGUCCCCCAGGAACGUCACGUAACCACAAGCUUAGCUUCCCGUGCCCCAGCCUCCAGAGCAGGCCGUUAUUGGAUUAUCAGAAAAGCUUAAACGAUCUCAAUAAAGUUCUUCUGCUGGAUUCAAGUAUUAUUGAGGCAAAGAUGGAACUGGAAGAGGUAACCAGACUCCUUAAGGAUAAUGCUUCAUUCAACAAAGAAAAAGAGAGAAGGAAAAUUGAAAUUCAAGAGGUGAACGAAGGCCAUGAAGAAGAGCCUGAAAGGACCUCUGAGGAGGUGUCCAAUGACUGCUUUGCCACCAGGAAGGAGGACACAACCAAUGGGCCACCAGCAUACUGUGAAACACUCCCGAUCACCAGGCCUACCAAUGCCUAUGAAUUUGGUCAGGUUAUAAAUGCCAUCAGCACGAGGAAUGAUAAAGAGGCCUGUGCACACCUUUUAGCCGUCACUGAACCGAAAGAUUUGCCAGUGUUGUUGAGUAACAAACUUGAAGGGGAUACAUUCCUCCUCCUCAUUCAGUCUCUGAAAAAUAAUCUUAUUGGGAAAGAUCCUUCUUUGGUGUAUCAGCAUCUUUUCUAUCUAAGUAAAGCAGAAAGGUUCAAGAUGAUGUUGACACUAAUUAGCAAGGGCCAAAAGGAGCAAAUUGAACAGCUCUUUGAUGACCUCUCAGACACACCAAACAAACAUUAUACUUUAGAAGAUGUACAGGCCCUAAGAAGGAAGUAUGAGCUUUAAAUGAAGGCUAUUGUUAGAUUUCUUCCAUGCAUGUAUGAGUUCCAGUAGUGCUAAUGGGAUGGUAUUGUAAUAGCAUUGCAUGGAUAAAACCUGGUUUCGAAAAGAUCCUUUGGUUUGGACUGUAAAAUAUUUUAUGUAUUUUUAUAUAGAGAACAUGUAUAUUCUACGAUAUGCUUUUAUUAGUUGUAAAUAUUUUCCUACGUACCAGAGCUAACAUCUUUAUAUUUAAUAAGUAUAUUUGGAACUUGUUCAAGUACAUUUUAAUUUCUAUUCUAAAUUUUCUUUUAAUAACUCGUUAAAAAUUUGAGUUCCAUUCCUUUGGGCCAUAAAGGAUUCCUCUUAAGUUUGAUAGAAGUGUAUUUCUUUAAAAGUGAAAAUCAUUAACAGUGAUUAUUAUAUCACCUUUAUUUCCUGCUAUGAUAUAUAUAUAAAUACUAUUUUAUACUACUUCUGGAUUACAAUCCGCUAAGGUAAAAUGUAACACUUAAAUCUUACAAUAUGAAAUGAUUAUUAAAUAAAUUAUUAACUUAGAGCUAUAAGAGAACUUCUUUUCUCACGUGGAAACAUUGCCUAAUUAAAGAACAAAAAUUGGCAAAAAUUUCUACUACUUACUACUUUUUACUAGAUUUUAAAGUGCGGUUUCCCAAACAACUGUAUAAAAGCAGACUAAGCCUGCAUUGUCCCCUCCACAUUUUCCCCAACGUUUAGAUGUUGUCUUCACCCUUUUUUCCCGCCCCCCCCCCCAUAUAUUCCCUCAACGGAAAAGUGAAGUCUUACUAAAAUCUCCUUUGUUAACUGGGUCAAAGUAAAGGUAUUUCUUACAAUAAAACAUUCAGGUCUCUA
Molecule: messenger RNA, 9112 nt
Organism: Prionailurus viverrinus (fishing cat)
Lineage: Eukaryota; Metazoa; Chordata; Mammalia; Carnivora; Felidae
Gene: SPAG1
Product: sperm associated antigen 1
Exons: 20
Coding region: 5297-8269 (990 amino acids)
Biological process (GO): axonemal dynein complex assembly
Cellular component (GO): cytosol
Molecular function (GO): protein binding
Source: RefSeq, a predicted model, not a curated record